Molecule: messenger RNA, 3103 nt
Organism: Anolis sagrei ordinatus
Lineage: Eukaryota; Metazoa; Chordata; Lepidosauria; Squamata; Anolidae
Gene: SLC30A10
Product: solute carrier family 30 member 10
Biological process (GO): zinc ion transmembrane transport; manganese ion transport; detoxification of zinc ion
Cellular component (GO): membrane
Molecular function (GO): zinc ion transmembrane transporter activity
Source: RefSeq, a predicted model, not a curated record
UCUAGCUGGCUGAAGGGGAGGAGAAGUAGCUCAUGGACCAUUUUCUCCAUUUGGGAGGCACCCUGCGUCUCCAGGCAAAGGGCUUGGGCGGGUCUUUGGCUCCACGCCUUGGCUCCUGGGGCCUUGCUUUUUUUUUGUUGCCAAGGGGAGGGGUCGCUGUGAAGAAGGCGAAGCCUAUAAAGCCAGGGGCGGAGGCGGGAAGGAGGCCACUCGGUUGGCGAGGGCUUGGCGCCUCCGGCUUCUUCUCCAGCUCAGACUUUGCCCGCGGGUCCAAAGGCGCCGAGUCCGCCCAGAGGGCGAGGGGAAGGCGUCGCUGGGCCAGCAUUAGCCCCAAGGCGUGCGUUGGAAGGCUCCCUCUCCUCCUCCUCUUCCUCUUGGCGAUGGGGCGCUACACGGGGCAGACGUGCCGGCUGUCCUUCAUGCUGGUGCUGACGGCGGGCUUCUUCGUGGCCGAGCUGGUCUCGGGCUACGUGGGCAACUCCAUCGCGCUGAUCUCGGACUCGUUCAGCAUGCUCUCGGACCUGGUGGCGCUGUGCGUGGGCCUGGCCACGGGGCGCCUCUCCCGCCGCCAAGGGCCCCGCUCGCCGGCCGCCUCCUUCGGAUCGGGCCGCGCCGAGGUGGUGGGCGCGCUCAGCAACGCCGUCUUCCUCGCCGCCCUCUACUUCACCAUCCUGGUGGAGGCCCUCCAGCGCCUCGCCCAGCCCCAGGGCAUCCGCGACGCCUUCCUCGUCCUCCUCGUCGGCGCCCUCGGACUCGCCGUCAACCUCCUCGGGCUCCUCGUCUUCCAGGACUGGGCCUGCUGCUGCCCCCGCCCCCGACGCCCAAGCCCGACCCGGGACAGCGACCCCGCCGCCCCCGACACCCAGCCCCCCUCCGGCCUUGACAUCGAAAUGGCCCCCGCGGAAGGCGCGCGGGUGGAGCAAGCGGGGGAAGAAGACGGGGCGCAGGGAGAAAGCCAAGCAGGUGACUCCAUCAGUAUCGAGAAAUCGUCUCAGGCGGAGGAAGUACAGAAAAAAGAGAAAAAGUCUGAAGCCCUGAACAUCAGAGGUGUCCUUCUGCAUGUGAUGGGAGAUGCACUUGGUUCAGUUAUUGUUGUCAUUGCCGCUUCAAUCUUCUAUGCGCUCCCUCUGGAGGAGAACGCCCCUUGCAACUGGCAGUGCUACAUUGAUCCAAGCCUGACCAUCCUUAUGGUGUUCAUCAUAUUGUCUUCAGCUGUCCCGCUUAUCAAAGAGACGGCAACUAUUUUGCUACAGAUGGUUCCCAAGGCUGUUAAUAUGCAAAUCCUGACAAACAAACUACUGGAAGUGCCUGGGGUGAGCAGCAUUCAUGAGGUGCAUGUUUGGGAGCUUGUCAAAGGGAAGAACAUUGCUACCCUCCACCUCAAGUGUGACUCUCGGUCUGAUUAUGAAGAGGCUUCGUCCAAAAUGAGGGAGGUCUUCCAUGAAGCAGGGGUCCAUUCCGUCACCAUCCAGCCAGAGUAUCUUGACUUCAAGAGUCCAGAGAUCCUCUGCAGCUCCCCGUGUAUCUCCAAAGCUUGCGACCCUCACUUGUGUUGUAGCCAGCAGGAAACCUUCCUUGCUCAGGUGAAUGGCUACAAUGGGAAAGGAGGCCUAUCUCCAACUCUGCAGAAAUCUUUCCAUAAGAAGGACAUGUGGGAAAUUCCCAAAGAACCCACGUGGGCCGAAGAUGUGGUCAAAAAGAACAGUUGCACAAAAGACGAUUACAAAGAAGAAAGCACUCCCAAACCUAAACCAAACAAUACAAGAUUUUAGAUCAUUCAGUGCAUGUUUUGUAAUGUUUCUUUUCUAAGAUGCCUUUCUGGGUCAAAGCUUCCCUUGGCUAACAGGUUCAUAACUGAUGGCAAGUAUUUGCCAUGGUUCUGCGGGAAACAUUUGACAGCUUGGUGCCAAACUGAGGCACAUGCACAAAGACUGCAACUGAAGUGAGCGAUAUUUGCUUGUAUUGAAAGAGCCAUGUAGAAAGUCAUAGAUUGGUAGAGUUGGAAGAGACCCCAAGGGUCACUCAGUCCAACUCCCUGCAAUGCAGGAACACAAUCAAAACCCUCCUGACAGAUGUCCAUCUGGCCUCUGCUUAAAAUCCUCCAGAGAAGGAGGUCCUUCCACUCACAUAGGGCAAGUAACGACUUUCUUCCCUAUUAACUUAAUAGUCUCACCUUAUUAAAAAAAGUGAGUGGGCAGCCCAUCCUCCAAGAAUAGCUGUGUUUUCUACUAAAACAGCAAGUUCUUUGGAUGUAAGCACUUCAAGUUAUGUUUGUUGUCAUGUGCCUUCAUAUUGCUUCCAACCUGUGGCUACUUAAGAUGAGGCUAUCAUGGGGUUUUCUGUGGCUUGGCUUGCUCAGGUUUACCCAGUGGGUUUUUACGACAGAGCAGGGAAUCGAACCCUGGUCUCCAGACUCAGAGUCCAACACUCAAACCACUAUGCAACACAAAUAUACUCAGUGCAAUUUUGGAAAAUGUUUCCUUGGAAAACAUGUCAAUUUCUCUCAAGCGUAAAUAUUUUGUGGCCAAGCGUGCUUCGGGCUAAUUUACUGAACUGGCAUGCAAAUUGUAAGCCUUUUAGUAAUGUAUGAUUUUGCUGGGCUUGAGGUGCUUUAUUGGUAUGACAGAAUGAAAGAAGACAAGUAACUGAUCCUACUUUAAAAAAAAACAAAACAUAUCUCUAUUUCCUUGAAAUCAGGAUGAAUGGGGAGAGGGACAGACCACCUUGAGUUCAUUGAGAUGUUCAGCUUUAGAACAGGAACCAAGGAAGCAAAACAAUGAAAAGCAGGAUUCAAUGGUCUCAGAAUUGAAUCAGAUUAGGUGAAAUCAGUAACCAGAGUUUUUUUGGAUGCAAUAAACACACUUUUUGCAUGGUUGGUCUGAAAAACUGAGAGCAAUGUAGAUGGAGAUUACAUCCUUUAUUCACUCACUGAAUUCAUUCACUCGCCACACCAUUCCUUCCCCCUCUUGCAGUAAUUAUAAGAUGCUGUAAACAACUUGAAUAUAAUCUGCCAUGUGAGUGGAACAUUACUGUGAAUCAUUAAAGAUAAAUGUAUGUUUUAUUAAUAAAGAAGACUGCAGUCUGCAGCACCCUUGAGUCUGUA